AUGUCGUCUGAAAGCCAGCCCAAUGCGUCGCCGCACGAUGCCGUAAAAAGAUCUCGUUUUACCCAUCGGCAGCUUCAUCUGCUCCGUCAGGGCUCAACUGCCACUCCGCUCCGGGCAAUCGCGCAUAUCGAUCUCGAUGCCUUCUAUGCCCAAUGUGAAAUGGUGCGUCUGGGCACUCCUCGGGAUACACCGCUUGCCGUGCAACAAUGGGGUUCCCUGAUUGCAGUCAAUUACGCCGCGCGCCCAUUCGGAGUGACCCGGAUGAUUACCGCGCCCGAGGCUCGCAAAGCAUGUCCCAAUAUUGUCUUACAGCAUGUUGCGACAUUCAGGGAGGGGGAAGGAGGUAAAUGGGCGUAUCGAGAUGACUCGUCCAUGAACAUCAGUACCGACAAGGUCUCGUUGGAUCCCUACCGCGCCGAGUCGCGCAAGAUUCUCAAGACCAUGAAAGAGGCGCUGGAGCAAUGGUGUACGACCGAAUCAGAUGGAGACACAUACCGCUACACCCAGGGUCUCUCGGCUGCGCUGGAAAAGGCCAGUAUAGAUGAAGUCUUUAUUGAUCUGUCGCCUCUGGUGUACAGCGUUCUGCUUCAGAGAUACCCGGAGCUACGACCGGGCUUGCAGGAGGAGAAUCGGGACUGGCAUCCUGAAGACUGCCUAGUAGACCUUGAUUUGCACGAGCGAGAGGAGGAUGAUCCAGACUGGGAUGACAUUGUGAUGCUCGUAGGGUCGGAGAUCGUUCGGGCGGUGCGGCAGGCAGUCUGGGAUGUCCUUCACUAUACCUGCUCUGCAGGUCUGGCUCGCAAUAAGAUGCUCGCAAAGCUGGGUAGUGCCUGCAACAAGCCUGAUAAACAGACCGUGGUGCGAAAUCGGGCUGUGCAACAUUUCCUGGGGGGCUACCGAUUCACUCAAAUUCGGAUGCUGGGAGGUAAAUUAGGGGAUCAAAUCACCUCCUUCUUUGGCACCGAGAAAGUGAGUGAAUUACUCAACGUGCCUCUGGAGCAGCUGCGUGCGAAACUCGACGACCAUACUGCCUCCUGGUUGUACGGGAUUAUUCGUGGUGAAGAUCGAUCCGAGGUCAAUUCACGUACACAGAUCAAGUCGAUGCUCUCAGCCAAAUCGUUCCGGCCUAGCAUCAAUACACUCGAACAGGCAGAGAAAUGGUUGCACAUCUUCGCGGCAGAUAUCUACGGGCGUCUGGUGGAAGACGGCGUACUUGAGAAUAGACGCCGCCCAAAAGUGAUCACGCUGCAUCACCGAACUGCGCAAACUCGAUCUCGGCAGAUUCCUAUCCCUGCGUCCAACAUCAUUGACGAGAGCCUUUUGUUUGAACUGGCGAGAACACUCAUGCGACAAGUCAUGACUGAUGGGCAACCCUGGCCCUGCUCUAAUCUAUCCCUCAGCGUGAGCAGUUUCGAGGAUGGCGUGACUAAGAACAAGGCAAUUGAAGGAUUCCUUGUUCGCGGCGACCAAGCAAAGCACCUGAACCAGAACUCUCGCCCACGCGAUAGCCCGCCAACGUUGAGUGACUCGAUUCCAAUGGGAAAAAGGCGCAAAAUCGAGGACGAUGGAAUCAAACGCUUCUUUGCUCAGCCAGCCCGCACUGACAGAACGGUCGGAGGACCAGACUUUCCUUCUCCCCACAACAGCGGAUUCUCUGGGGAUUUGGUUCCACCCGCUAAAGUCUCCGAAAUUGAAGAUGAGUCGAGCUCCAUACCGCAAUACAAAUGCGAUCGUUGCUCUAGGUCCAUUUGCGAAUUGGAGCGAGAGGAGCACGAGGACUGGCAUUUCGCGAAAGACCUGGAGAUACAGGACCGGCAAGAGGCAAGAGAUAUGCAACACCAACCAUCUAAUCCAAACCCCAACGCUUCACGCGGUUCUGCUUCUACUCGGGGGCGAGGCGGCCGUGGCAAGCCAGAGAGGGGACAAAUGCGACUGGCCUUCUAG
Messenger RNA from Penicillium diatomitis, 1944 nucleotides. RefSeq names its product DNA-directed DNA polymerase eta. Gene Ontology annotation, molecular function: DNA-directed DNA polymerase activity; damaged DNA binding. The record is from RefSeq and is a predicted model, not a curated record. Lineage: Eukaryota; Fungi; Ascomycota; Eurotiomycetes; Eurotiales; Aspergillaceae. Gene Ontology annotation, biological process: response to radiation; error-prone translesion synthesis. The transcript has 2 exons. Bases 1 to 1944 code for a protein of 647 amino acids. Gene Ontology annotation, cellular component: replication fork; site of double-strand break; nucleus.